Messenger RNA from Mastomys coucha (southern multimammate mouse), 1861 nucleotides. RefSeq names its product eva-1 homolog A, regulator of programmed cell death (gene Eva1a). The coding region runs from base 457 to 930 and encodes 157 amino acids. The transcript is spliced from 3 exons. NCBI's taxonomy places the organism in Eukaryota, Metazoa, Chordata, Mammalia, Rodentia, Muridae. The record is from RefSeq and is a predicted model, not a curated record.
GAUCUCAGAUUUGUUGACCAGAUUAGUGGAGGCCUAAACACGAGUCUGUUCUUUUUUAACCUGAACCACGAUUAGGAUCCAAGACUGUCCUAUCAGCAGCCCCGGGUUUCCUUCUCCUUUUUGCUUUGCUUGCAGCUGCCAAAGGGUCAGAUGCUGGCCCCUAGUCACACUGACCUUGUUGCUAAAUGGAAUUUAAGUGUGCUUAGUCCAGGCUGGGAGAGUACUCCGUCUUCGGGAGGAUAGUAGAGGGAAAUGCAGUUAACACUCCUGCUUGGAAGAGCGGUUAGACAUGAAGAAGGGACGUUGGUGAGAGAUCUGAAUACAUGCUCCCCUCUCUACACGGAGACUAUGCCUUCUCUCUAAGGGUUUCCGAAGACAUCUGUCGAGUAAAGGAGAAGAGAGGGAGGGGCUACGCUGAGCCUGAAGAAGUGUCCAGGAGCUCUUCUCCGAUGCCACAUGAAGCUGCCCCUCAGCCCCAGCACGGAACCAGUGGCCACGGAGCCCUUGGGGAUGGCUUUGCUCAGCAGCAUCCUGGCAGCCUGGUCCUAUAUCUCAGAAAACCCUGAGCGAGCUGCUCUGUACUUUGUCUCUGGUGUGUGCAUCGGCCUGUUCCUGACCUUGGCCGCCUUGGUGAUGAGGAUCUCUUGCCGCACAGACUGCCAGCGGGGUCCUCGGAGGAGGUGCUUGCAGGACCGCGAGAGCAGCAGCGAUAGCAGCGACAGCGAGGAUGGUAGCGAGGACACAGCCUCGGACCUCUCAGUGCGCAGACACCGCCGCUUCGAGAGGACUUUAAACAAGAAUGUGUUCACCUCUGCAGAGGAGCUGGAGCGCGCACAGCGGUUGGAGGAGCGCGAACGCAUCAUCAGGGAGAUCUGGAUGAACGGGCAGCCUGAGGUGCCGGGCACCAGGAGCCUGAACCGCUACUACUAGGGCUCAGUGUGGAACCCAGAACCUCUGCAGACCACACUGAAAAGAGAGUGGGUUCUGCAGGCAGGGACGAUGUGCAUGAAGCCAGCUCUGUUAAUGUGGCCGGAGAGUACAUAGCGCCAGCCUUGCUUUCCCAAGGGCAUGGGGGUUUGCUCUAGAUUCUUGCCUCUGAAGAAACAGACAACCCAGGCAGGGGCAUCUGACUUUUCAGGUCUCGACAGCCACCUGGGCACACCAGCCCUAUGCUUCUAGGUCUUGGAAAGGUGCUGAGAAUUUCCUCUCCAACCACGUGACAGCAAUGGGACAAACUGUCCUUCCGAAGAGCUCAGAAGUUUGGACAGACUUAUCCUGUGCUAUUCCUUUACAAAAGGAAAAAAAAAAAUCUCAUAGCUGGAGAGCUGGGGCAUCAGGGUGACCAUAACCCAGAAAAUGUAAUUUUCUAAAGGACUCCAUGUAGAGGAAAUGGUUUUGAUUGAGAUAGCAUGAUCCAUGCUAAUUAUUUAAAGCUAAUUUUUAAAAUGAAAAAAAAAAAUCUUGGCAACCUCUGCAUUUUAACUGACACCUCAGGGAUUAAAAUCCUAUUUUUAGUCUAGUCCCCACCUCAUUCAUGAAGAUGAAUAGAACUUACUGUAUUAUGAGAUAUAUUGAAGACUUUAGGAUACAUCAAUAACCUCAGAGGAUAAAGGGUUUUAUUUUUUAGUAGUUUAUAAAAUAUAUAUUGACAUGUGUAUUUGAAAAUGCUGCAUAAAAAUAGAAACCGUGUGUCCUUCCCUUUUGGAGAGAGAAAAAUCUCGUGACUUCAGAGACUCAUGAUAUUUAAAUAAUAUUUUGUUUAAAAAAUAGUUUGGAUUUCCAAGAAAAGAAUGGAAAACCAGAGGUGAGAAUUAAAUCCAAAAUUAGAAUGGUAUCAAAAAUAAACAUUCCAUGAAAAUCU